Trifolium pratense (red clover) is the source of this 4435-nucleotide messenger RNA. RefSeq lists its product as uncharacterized. Lineage: Eukaryota; Viridiplantae; Streptophyta; Magnoliopsida; Fabales; Fabaceae. The transcript has 4 exons. The record is from RefSeq and is a predicted model, not a curated record. Bases 84 to 1631 code for a protein of 515 amino acids. Gene Ontology annotation, cellular component: nucleus; preribosome, large subunit precursor; preribosome, small subunit precursor. Gene Ontology annotation, biological process: rRNA processing.
UAUUUGGAUUUUAGUUAGCCUUAAGCAAACAGAGCCUAACACCUCACUUUCCCUUUCUUCCUCUCCUUGCGUCACCGGAGACAAUGCCGUCAUCAGAACUUCGAAAUUCGCCGCCGGUAAAGCUAGUUUCCUCUCAAAAACGUUCAAGAGAAAAAUCUCUCCGUAUUCUCCUAAAAUCAUGGCAAUCACAAAACCUUCUUCCCCAAAACGACGCCAAAAAGCUAUGGAAAUCACUCUUCAACUGCGUUUUACACUCCGACAAGCCUCAUCUUCAAUCCGACCUCAUCGAUCGCAUCACCUCACAUCUCUCAACACUCCACCAUCAUCAGCCUUCACUCGCACUUCAGUAUUUCUCCAUUUUCUUCAUCACCAUUCGUCGUGAAUUGUCCGGUAUCGAUUCCCUUAGGUUAGAAAAAUUCUAUCUUCUGAUUCGUAGAUUCAUUUCGAAUUUAUUCUCUUUACUUAAUAAGAAUUCGUGGAAUUUGGAAUUUGUAGAGAGUUUUAUGAAUUGUUUGGGUGAUGCUACUUUUUGUGGUAAAGAUAAGUUGUUGAUUAAAGCAAAUGGUGUUAAUUAUCAUGUUGUUUCUGUUUUUCUUGAUGAGAUUACGCCUUUUUUACCGGUUAAUUUGUGUGUUUUAGAAGUGCUGUUUAGGCCGUUUUUUGAUGCUAUGGUUAAGUUGAAUGAUAAGGUUUUGUUAGGGAAGAUUAAGAGUUGCUUUUUUGAUGUGUUGUUGAUGAAUGGGAAGAGGUUGUUGGAGGUUAAGAAGAAUGGGGAUGAAGAUUGUAACGGUGAUGUUGUGAAUUUGGGAACUAUAGCGAUUGUUAUGGAGUUUUCUUCUAAGUUAUUUGAGUUGGGUUCUGGUUCUGAUUGUGUUGAGGGGAGUAGAAAGGUGUUGUUUGAGUUGCAUCGCGCGUUCUUGAAGCUGGAGAGGGAUGCUGUUAAUUCGGGGUUUAAGGUCAUUUCUGAUUCUGUUGAUCAGGGUGCGAAGGAUUUGGUUCCCAUUGUUGAGGUUGUUGGUUUAGGCAAGAAGGGUUCUGUCGACAAAGGGAAAAUGACAAAGAAGAAGAAGAAUAAGAAGAGCGGAAAUUGUGAGAUGAAUUGUGCUGAUAAGAAUGUUGCUAACGAGAAUGGUGGAAAUUCAAAUGAUGAACAAGUUGUUGAUGGUGAAGGCGCAAUGGUUUUGAAUGAGAGUAUGCUUUCAAAUCUCCAAAAGCGGUUUGAGAAUAUUGCUGCCGAAGGAGGUUUUGCAGAUAGUGUUGCAAGUGAAGCUACUGGGAUUGUAUCUAACAAGAGAAAGAGAACAAAGAAUUCUGAAGGAAAGACAUCUCAAGACUGUGAUUUGAAUGGUGGAGAUGUGGAAUAUUCGGCAGUAGCAAAGAGUGGGGAGAAAAGUUCGAAGAGGGUAAAAUUUUCCAUGGAAAGUAACUUGGUCUGGAUGCCACACAGUCCUUUACCUCCUGAGAGCUUAAGAAUUCCUCCAUCUGUUACACCCAGAGGAAGUGCACUCAAAAAGGGUGUACCCCCAGGUCCUAUCUGCGAUACGCCUCUCCCUCUACCGACCAAAGGGGCGAAACGGAAGAAGGCCAGAGAUACAAUACGCUUGAUGAAAUUAAAAUCUCUUUCUGUGUGAUUUCCCUGACAUUAUGAGGUUAUAUUUCCAUGACUUAUUUUGUCAAUCAUUUAUUUGUUAUUCUUGAAAUUUUGAAACUUCAUUAUGAUAGUUGAAUUCUACCCCAAGUGUAAAGCAAAUUGACUUUUAGCUUAGAGCUAAUCUAUUCAAGAUCAUAAUGUUGAUUAAUGUGUGAUUCAUCUACCUAUCCAUGCCAUUUCUUUCUAUCUUAUUACUAUUGUUGUUGAUGUUUUAUUUUGUUUUAACAAAUGGCUUAAAAUGCUUGGUAAUGAUGACCUUGUGACUUAUUGAGGAUUGGCACACUGUUUUUUCCUUCAAAGCUGAGCCUUGUUGUUGGCACCUACUUGUAAUAUAUUGAUAGCUUGUUGAGGAGUUUCUUUUUUUAGGAAUGAGUGAAGGGUUAUGAACUUGUGAUAUGAAUGAGUCUGUGAUCAGCAGUGGCUGUACUGCCUAUGUUUUUAUGUUUUAAACGGAUGAGAAGUCGAGAAUGAUGGUUCAUUGCUUUGCAAUGUAUUGGGGUUAUUUGAAUGAUACCUUGCUUCUUAUGAUUAACAGGGAAGUCCAUAGGGUCCAUGGAAAUGAUGAAAUCACUAGAGGAACAUUUGUUGUACCAUAUUAGAAAAACUAGAGGAAUACUAGGGAGUUUGAAUCUGUGACUCUGCCCCCUUGUGAAAUUUUGACACAUUUUGUGAAUUUAUUUGUUGUUUGCAGAUGUUUCAUAUAUUCUAUCAUGUACAUAAAAUAGGCCGUAAUGAUUUUUUAUUUAUUGGAAUGAUAUAGGGCCUGAUUGUUUCAGAUUUUUCACCAAAAAAAAAAUCUAUUUUUUCCAAAAAAAAAAUCUAUUUUUUUUAUCUUGUGUUUGUUUCAGAUUUUUUCAAAAAUCAUUUUAGUAAAAAUAUCAUUUUUUUUCAUCAAAAUGAGAAUCUAUUUUCAAUAGCUUUUAUCAAAAUCCAUUUUUUUAUCACUCAUCAUCCCUCACCAUUUAAAAAAAUAGAUUUUUAUGAUUGUAAACAAACGGCAAAUAGCUUUAGAUUUUCUUCAAAAUCUCUAGAUUUUUUUUAAAAAAAAGUCCAUUUUUUAAAGCUGAAACAAACAGGCCCAUACAAGUGUAACAAUUUAACCUCAAAAGAUUGUAUCUAAUACAAAGAAGAAAUAAGAAAUAAUCAAGAAGCUAUGAGAAAUUGGUAUAGAUUAGUCAAAUCAAAGAAAUAGACUAAUGUAUAGAUUAGUAAAAUAAAAGAAAUAGACAAAUGUCUUCCAUGAUAACUUCAGAAAAGACUGUAUCUUUGUGCAUUUUUAACUGCAGAGUACUAUAGCAGUGUGUGAUGAUUUUCAUGUUGCUCAAAUGUCUGCUUUCCCUGGAAUGAGUCAAUGUCUAGUCGGAUGUAGGACUGGCUUUAUGCUUUCUCCAAAUGGAUUUUUGUAAGCGGUUGCGUGGUGUCUCCAUUAUCAGCAGUAGAGAAAAACCAUGGAUAAUGCUUUACGAGCAUGCUGCAAAGGUGACAAUGGUCAGCCAGUUUUUCAUCUGCAUAUAUGCUUCGGAAUUGAGUGUAUAAUUAUGUUUGUUUGAUUUCACAAUGUCUAACUCGUCCCCUGGUUAUUGAGCAUCUAAUAUAUGAGAAGUUGCCAAAUGAUAUCUCAGAUAGGUAUGUGUUGCAGUUGGAUCCUAUCUUAAGGCACAGGUUUGUCUGUUUUGUAAUGUAUGUUUAAUUUAGUGUCAGUUUAAGGUGUGUUUUGUGCAAGCUGACACAUGAACAGCACAUGAUAAAUAUUUCAGUUUUAAAACAAUUUGUUGUUUUUUGUCAAAAAUAAAAUAAAAUUUGUUGUUUGCAUAUCUAUUGAUGAUCAAUACAACACAAGCAAAGCAAUGGAAAAGUUACUUCAAUACCUAUAUUGUGUAAUGUAAUGUCUAUUUCACGGUUCAUGCAGUUAUUGGUGAACAUUCAUAUGACACACACAGUUAUUGACUUUGAGCAUUCAUAUGAGAAAGCAUAGAUAUUGAGUAGAAAAUGAAAAAAGGUAAUUUUGUCUUUAGUUAGUGUCUGUUGUCCUUGGAAGAAGUUAUCCCAUGGCUUGUCACUUUGUUGAGUAACAAAAUGUUAGAGCCUUUAAUUUUAUAUGGAACAAUCUUUUUUGUUUGGUUUUUUUUUUUGACAAUCUUUUUUGUUUGGUUUAGUCCUUCAUUUUUGAGCAAUCCAGCAGUCUCUAAAUAUUUUACAGCUUGUAAAAAUGCAAACGAACCAUCAGCAGCCUACUGCAACUUUAGGUAAUUUUGCCGAUCAAGCAACUUUAAUUUUAAACGUGUACCAGAGUCCAACAUUAUAUUUCUCAACCUCGUCUUAUGGGUGUACCAGACUCCAACAUUAUAUUUCUCAACCUUGUAUCAGCACCUCAAAGUAUGCAUGACAUCCGAGAUUGACAUUGGUCUGAAUGAAGAUUUCCGUGUCAUUCCUGGGAUAUGCGAGUUUGGGGACCAGUACUUUGGAAAAGAUGACGAUGACGAGCAGUUGGAGAGCCGUUCAUGGUAAUUAUUCUUGGGCAAAAUCAACAACAUUUUUGGUUGAUCAUUAACUAACGAGACUUCACUGUAAAGAAAAGGAUUGGACUUUGCUGAAUCGAGACUCUGCCAGGAUUUUAGUGCUAGUUGUAAUUCAAUUUUGAUCAUAAUCCUUAUUUUACUUUAUUUAAUGACAUAUAGUUGAAAUCCUCGGAUGCAAAUUUUGUGAUCAUGUAUUAUUUUACCCGAUAUUAUCCUUGAACUUAUUCUUUGCUGAUACUGUGAUAAUAGAAUACAUGUUCAUGAA